CCGAGCCCAUUGGGCGGCGGGCAGCCAAUGGGGGGGCGCCGCUCGCGUGCCCCCCGCGCCCAUUGGCGGAAAGUGACUGUGGGAAAGAAAGUUUGGGAAGUUUCACACGAGCCGCGCGCGUGCGGCCGCGAUAUAAGACCCGCGCGCGGCUGCGCCCGCCGCACUCCGCCCGCCCGCCCGCACCCUGCCCCGCACCAUGCCCGCGGACCUCGCCGGCAAGAGCUCCGCGUCGCCCGUGGCCGCCGCCCCCGCCAGCGGCAGCGCCACGCCGGACAAGCCCAAGACGGCGGCGGAGCAGCGCAAGGUAAGUGCGGCUGCCCCUGCCCCUGCCCCUGCCCCACCUCCUGCCCCGGCGCCGGCGCCGGCCCCUGCCCCUCAUGCCGCCCGGCUCUUGCAGUCGUCCAAGCCCAUCAUGGAGAAGCGGCGCCGGGCGCGCAUCAACGAGAGCCUGGGCCAGCUGAAGGCGCUGAUCCUGGACGCGCUGAAGAAAGACAGCUCGCGGCACUCCAAGCUGGAGAAGGCGGACAUCCUGGAGAUGACUGUGAAGCACCUCCGGAGCCUGCAGCGGGCGCAGAUGACCGCCGCGCUGCACACGGACCCCGCGGUGCUGGGCAAGUACCGCGCCGGCUUCGGCGAGUGCAUGAGCGAGGUGACCCGCUUCCUCUCCACCUGCGAGGGGGUCAGCAGCGAGGUGCGCACGCGGCUGCUGGGCCACCUGGCCAACUGCAUGACCCAGAUCCACGCCGUGAACUACCCCCCGCCGCCACCACCGCCGCCUCCCCCGCUGCCCGCCGCCUUCGGCCAGCCGCUGGCGCAGCUCCCCGGCGGCGCGGCGCCCCUGGGCGGCAUGCCCUGCAAGCUGGGCAGCGCCGCGGGGGAGCCCGCCAAGGUCUACGGCGGCUUCCAGCUGGUGCCGGCGCCCGACGGCCACUUCGCCUUCCUCAUCCCCAGCACGGCCUUCGCGCCUAGCGGUGCCCUCGUCCCCCUCUACGCCAGCGGCCCCGGAGCGCCACCGCCGCCGCGGCCGCCCUCCACGGCGCCCCCCGGCCCGGCAGACUCGGUGUGGAGGCCCUGGUGAGCCUCGCUGCCGGCACCGGGGCUCGGACUGAGACUGGGACUGAGACUGCUCCAGGAGGGGCACGCGUGGGGCCGCCUCUGUGCAUAGCGCCCUGUUCCCGUGGGAUUGUGCCUUGGCCAAGCUAGAGCGGAGCCCGGCGUCUCGCCUGCUCUUUUGUUUUGUUCUUUUUUUUGAAUGUGACACCAAAGAUCUGUUUUUUCUUUCUGAUGCUCUUUGACAAAUAAACGCCCGCCUUCCUCUGUGGAGGGAGCGGGGAAAGACGGA
This is a messenger RNA of Alligator mississippiensis (American alligator), 1342 nucleotides long. RefSeq names its product hes family bHLH transcription factor 1 (gene HES1). Gene Ontology annotation, cellular component: nucleus. The transcript has 3 exons. NCBI's taxonomy places the organism in Eukaryota, Metazoa, Chordata, Crocodylia, Alligatoridae. The record is from RefSeq and is a predicted model, not a curated record. Gene Ontology annotation, biological process: Notch signaling pathway; regulation of transcription by RNA polymerase II; negative regulation of neuron differentiation. Gene Ontology annotation, molecular function: DNA-binding transcription factor activity, RNA polymerase II-specific; RNA polymerase II cis-regulatory region sequence-specific DNA binding; protein dimerization activity. Bases 197 to 1078 code for a protein of 293 amino acids.